Messenger RNA from Paraglomus occultum, 954 nucleotides. NCBI's taxonomy places the organism in Eukaryota, Fungi, Glomeromycota, Glomeromycetes, Paraglomerales, Paraglomeraceae. The record is from the annotation of a GenBank genome assembly.
AUGACUAGCCGACAUGAUAUCCCAAUCAUUGAUUUCUCUCUGUUUGAAACAAAGAAAGUGACUUGCGCACAACAGAUUAAAGAGGCGAGUGUCUCGAUUGGUUUCCUUUACCUCCGGAAUCAUGGAAUUGAUCAAUCCGAUAUCGAUAACAUAUUUGUCGUUUCCCAAGAAUAUUUUUCACUCCCGACAGAGACAAAGCUUGAACACAGGAUCAAAAGAGAUAACUUUGGUUAUUCUGCACUUCAUCAGGAAACUCUGGACCCGGAAACACAAAACACUGGCGAUUUUAAAGAAGCGUUUAAUUUUGGCAAGUUCGUAGGUGGAAACUGUUCACAAGAAUUGCCAGCAACUUUAGCGCAGCAUAAAGAUUUUCUGGCAAAGUUUUCAAGGAUAUGUCAUAACCUAUGUUUGAAGAUAUUGGAAGCAUUUGCAAUCGCUUUAGAAAUACCAGAGACGGAAGGAGGAAAGGGCUGGUUCACAGAGCGACAUUUAUAUGAACUUGAAUCGGGUGACAUAUUGCGAGUGUUGCACUAUCCCGCUGUAAAGAGCAUCGACCAUGAUGACAUGCGUGCUGGCAGUCAUUCCGACUACGGCUCGUUGACGCUUCUCUUUCAAAAAGAUGUUGGUGGUUUGGAAGUAUUAUCUGGUGACGAUCAAUGGAUAUCUGCUCCAGUGAUACCGGGAUGUGUGCUUGUAAAUAUAGGCGAUCUGUUAGAAUAUUGGAGUGGAGGAUUGUUUCGAUCAACAAAGCAUCGCGUGGUUUUUCGUCAUGAUAACCUCUUGUUGGAUCGAUAUAGUGUUGCGUACUUUUGUCACGCGGCAGAUGAUGUUUCGCUGGAACCGAUACCCAGUAGACUAGUGGUUGGUAGAAUGGAAGUAAAUUCGAGUGAUGGUCGCGUACUUACCGCUGGACAGCAUUUACGAAAUAGGCUGGACGCUUCAUAUAAGUAUUAA